This is a messenger RNA of Papaver somniferum (opium poppy), 2270 nucleotides long. RefSeq names its product phosphoenolpyruvate carboxykinase (ATP)-like. Gene Ontology annotation, cellular component: cytosol. The coding region runs from base 108 to 2051 and encodes 647 amino acids. Gene Ontology annotation, biological process: gluconeogenesis. NCBI's taxonomy places the organism in Eukaryota, Viridiplantae, Streptophyta, Magnoliopsida, Ranunculales, Papaveraceae. The record is from RefSeq and is a predicted model, not a curated record. Gene Ontology annotation, molecular function: phosphoenolpyruvate carboxykinase (ATP) activity; ATP binding. The transcript is spliced from 9 exons.
UCAUUUCCUCAGCAUUUCUCUGGAAACUGUGUAUUGCUGAGUUUCUUCAUUUUUUCAUUCUUUCUUUCACAUUUCUCAUUGUAGAGUAAUUUUUCAGCAGUCGUAUAAUGGCGGCAAACGGGAAUGCUAGCGUUAAAGUAGAGGUAUGCCACGACGACAGUGCACCACCGGUUAAGGCUCAAACAAUUGAUCAAUUACAUUCACUUCAGAAGAAAAAACCAUCAGCACCAACUACACCUAGAAAACAGCAGGGAGCCGACUUAUUUACAGCUGCCAUCUCUGAUCAAGAACGUCAACAGCAACAGCUUCAAUCAAUCAGUGCCUCAUUGGCAUCACUCACGAGAGAAACCGGACCAAAGGUGGUGAAAGGCGACCCAUCAGCAAGAAAAUCUGCAGAAGCCCCAAAGGCUCAAAUUACUCACCAUCAUCACCAUCUCACCGCUCCGGUAGUUCCCAUCAGUGACAGUGCCCUGAAGUUCACCCAUAUCCUGUACAAUCUCUCCCCAUCAGAGCUAUAUGAGCAGGCCAUAAAGUAUGAGCACGGUUCCUUCAUAUCAUCUAGCGGUGCGUUGGCGACGCUUUCGGGUGCAAAAACUGGUCGUUCCCCAAGAGAUAAGCGUGUGGUUAGAGACGGGUCAAAUGAGGAUGAUCUUUGGUGGGGAAAAGGGUCACCCAACAUUGAAAUGGAUGAGCACACCUUCAUGGUUAACAGAGAAAGAGCUGUUGAUUACUUGAAUUCUUUGGAUAAGGUGUACGUGAAUGAUCAGUUCUUGAACUGGGAUCCAGAACAUCAAAUCAAAGUCAGGAUAGUAUCAGCCAGAGCAUAUCACUCCUUGUUCAUGCACAAUAUGUGCAUAAGACCUACAGAGGAAGAGCUAGAGAAUUUCGGCACUCCAGAUUUUACCAUUUAUAAUGCAGGACAGUUCCCAUGUAAUCGUUACACCCAUUACAUGACUUCUUCGACUAGCAUAGACCUUAACCUUGCUAGAAGAGAGAUGGUCAUCCUUGGUACACAAUAUGCUGGAGAAAUGAAAAAGGGAUUGUUUAGCGUAAUGCAUUACCUCAUGCCUAAGCGCGGGAUCCUCUCUUUACACUCUGGCUGUAAUAUGGGCAAAGGUGGUGAUGUUGCCCUCUUUUUCGGAUUAUCAGGUACUGGGAAGACAACUCUGUCAACGGAUCAGAACCGGUACUUAAUUGGAGAUGAUGAACACUGCUGGAGUGAUAAUGGUGUCUCCAACAUUGAGGGUGGUUGUUAUGCUAAGUGUAUUGAUCUCUCCGGAGAGAAAGAACCGGAGAUUUGGAAUGCCAUCAAGUUUGGAACUGUGUUGGAAAAUGUUGUUUUCGAUGAGCAUACUCGUGAAGUGGAUUACACAGAUAAAUCUGUUACAGAGAACACUCGAGCGGCCUAUCCAAUUGAGUACAUACCAAAUGCAAAGAUACCAUGCGUCGGUCCACACCCGAAGAACGUUAUCCUUUUGUCUUGUGAUGCUUUCGGAGUGCUCCCUCCUGUGAGCAAGCUGAACCUAGCACAGACCAUGUACCAUUUCAUCAGCGGCUACACCGCUUUGGUUGCUGGAACAGUGGAAGGUGUGAAGGAGCCGACAGCAACAUUUUCAGCCUGCUUUGGAGCAGCAUUUAUAAUGUUGCAUCCUACAAAAUAUGCAGCAAUGCUUGCUGAGAAAAUGCAAAAGCACGGGGCCACAGCUUGGCUCGUCAACACUGGCUGGUCUGGUGGAAGCUAUGGUUCCGGUAACCGUAUUAAGCUAGCGUACACUCGUAAGAUCAUUGAUGCCAUUCACUCAGGCAGUCUUUUAGAGGCAACCUACACUAAGACUGGAGUAUUUGGUCUAGAAAUUCCCACUGCAGUUGAAGGCGUUCCUUCAGAAAUCUUGGAUCCAAUCAAUUUGUGGGCAGAUAAACAAGCGUAUAAGGAUACCCUAUUGAAGCUGGCAGGUUUAUUUAGGAACAAUUUUGAUGGAUUUACUAACUACAACAUCGGCAAAGACAGUACACUGACUGAGGAGAUUCUCGCAGCUGGACCAGUUUUUUGAUAUUAGUGGUCUGGUGGUGGAUUAGAGGAGACAAACCCUUCCGCGGUGGUCUUAAUUGAACCCGACGUCGCACUGUUUACAUCUAAGUUUGAUUGUUCCCGGAAAAGCAAUUCUUUUUCUUCAUUUUAUUUCUUGUAAAAAUAAAAAUAUUCAAAUUUGUUGAUGACUCAACUAUUCUUAGAAUAUUUCAGUUCAGUUCUCUCAUUAAUAUGAAAAUCU